Diaporthe batatas is the source of this 3072-nucleotide messenger RNA. RefSeq lists its product as uncharacterized. Bases 1507 to 3072 code for a protein of 521 amino acids. The record is from RefSeq and is a predicted model, not a curated record. Gene Ontology annotation, molecular function: heme binding; monooxygenase activity; iron ion binding. NCBI's taxonomy places the organism in Eukaryota, Fungi, Ascomycota, Sordariomycetes, Diaporthales, Diaporthaceae. The transcript is spliced from 6 exons.
GUAUCACCUGGGCAGCCAUGUUGAGCCUCAUCAAGUCUCGCACCUGCACAAGCACACCACCUCACUACACACCACCUCACCACACCAGAGCACCACCUCCAUGGAAGUUCCGUCUUGCAUUUUUCCCAAGACCACGCCCUGAGUCAACCCCGGCUCGAGUGGGGUACCUGUCGGGUUUCUAGACCAGCCCCCCCACCCUGUUCAGCCCAGGAGAGGAACCGGGCUUCUUGAGCGAGGUUGCUCGCGAACAACCUCCCUUAAUGCUCACUCUUUGGUCCCACAAGCUUUGUGCUGGGCUCAGUCAUGGAUCCCUCACGCAGAAGCCAAACUUCACUUGAAUCGCGCCAGUCCGGACCCUUGCUCAUGUGCUGAUGGUACCUUUGAAGCCGCUCCCACUGCAUGCGUCGGUUGUUAUCCGUUCGGUAUGUUGCCGCUUCUCAGCAGCCGGCAGGUUGGCCAGAAUCAUAUGGGGCAACGAACCCCACGAGCGGUCCUCCCGUCUACCUAGGUAGACAUGUGUGAGAACAUAACUGCCGACGAGCCGGCCGAUACAGCUACGUAGGUUUGUGUACGAGUAGUGUCUGAGGCGCAGCACGCUCCAUUGAGGUCGUAGCAGUCUCCCAAGGCACAUUGGCAGGCUCUUGGCGCUGAGCCCUAUGUCGUGUUGAAGCGCAUGAUUUGGGCGUCGCAAUGUGUGCUCCGGGCCAGCAAUCUCCACAACCAUGACGUGGAUAUAUGUGUUAGUCCCUUGGACAUCGGGGCGGAAUCCCGCCCUGCAGCCUGGCACUCGCGCAAUUUGCUCUUGACCUGUAUCUCGAAGAAAGUGUGCGUUGGCGAUGACCACGAGCCGACCAUGAUUGCAGGACCUCCAGGAGGCGUCCCGAGGCCAGGUGGGCGUCCGUGCCGGCCUGCCUCCCGAGUGGAGAUGCUACUAUACAAUGCAGAUCAGUUAUCCCCCGCCCAAACAAGGUCCCGAAGGCUCAACCGAAACCGAAAACGUAGGCUACUACCCUGUUUCGCCUCAGAUACGAAUACGUUCCUACAUUAACGAUUACGGCUCUACAAGAACGAAUACGUCUCCUCUGCCCCUCCAACCCGACUCACUCUGCCUUCUCCCCGUCCAGUCACUGUUCGGUCGUUUCAAACCUGUGGGGUUGGGGGGACGCUGGGUAUACAUACAAGCACAAUUUACACCGGCGAAGAACUCUCCCGUUCACCAAAAUGACGUUGCACUCAUGCCCCCGGGAUUAUUCCACGCAGCCCAAUACAGGAAUCCCGAACCGGGGUCCCUCCUCCUCCGGGGCCCUCUAUCCACAGAUGCCUGACGUCAAAUUAACAUAUAUUCACUGAGAUUAGCUUUAGCUAUGUUCUGACUGCCGCCCCUGGCCAGUACUAAGGACUAUAUAUUGAUGAUGCCUCCGGAACUUAAUCACCUCCCCUAAGCCUCACCUGGCACACCCGCGAUACCACAACAGGACACUUCCCCGCGAAAUCCCGCUUUCCACGAUGGCGUCUGUUUCUCCUCCUCCCUCCAAGCUCACAGAGCUACUGGCCACACAGUGGCCUUAUGUGUUGACCACAGUUUUGGCUUUUGCCGCCGCAUGGCUUCUCCAGGCGGUCCUGAAGCAAGAUCCCCUGUCCGGCUUGCCCAUGGCUGGAUCUGAGAUCGGAAACGCGGACAAACGACGUGCAGCCUUUUUUCAAGGUGCUAAGAAUAUCUAUCUGGAGGGUUACCGAAAGUUCAAGAAAGGCGUGUUCAGAAUCACGACAACAAGCUAUAACGAUGUUGUCGUACUCGACCCGCUCUUUCUGAAUGAGCUCAAGAACCUCCCUGACGAUACUGUCUCCUUUGCGGGGGCCAUCAGCGACUUCAUGCAGUCUAAAUAUACCGGAAUCCGAGCUGAUCGACCAAUCAUCCCCCAUAUCGUCAAGAAAGAUUUGGUCCCCGCGCUGAAUCGACUGAACCCUACCAUCGCUGAGGAAGUUGACCAGUCGUUCCGGGAGGAAUUGCCACCUUGCAAGGACUUCACGCCAGUGAACAUAUACGGGAAAUUGCUCAGAAUUGUUGCCCAAGUUUCUGGGCGGAUCUUCAUCGGGCCUGAGCUCUGUCGUACCGAGAAGUAUAUUGAUACUGCGAUCACUUACACGGUUGAGAUAUCAACUGCGGUUAAUGCCAUCAACGGAAUGAGCUUCUGGAAGCGUACCUUCAGCGCGGCCAGUCAUCCAAAUGUCAAGGCAAUACGCGAGAGAACACGGGCUGCGGACGCGUUUCUGAGGCCAAUUGUCGAGCAGAGGAGGAAAGACCAAGCGAUGAAUCCGGAUUACCAGAAACCCGAUGAUCUGUUGCAGUGGCUGCUGGAUGAUGGUCAGGACACGUUUGGCGAGAAGGGUGACAAAGAGCUCGCUUCCAUCCAACUCGGCUUGACGUUUGCUGCUAUCCACACGACGUCCUUGACCGCCACGAAUGCCUUCUAUACGCUCGCGGCGGCGCCCGAAAUCAUCCCCGAACUGCGUGAAGAGGUCCGCUCGGUGCUGAACGAAUAUGGCACGUUCACCACUCAAGCCCUGCAAAAGAUGAAGAAACUCGACAGUUUUCUCCGAGAGGUGAUGAGAAUGAACCCCCUUGGAUACUCCUCGUUCCAGCGCAAGGUUCUCAAGACGUUCACCCUCUCGACCGGUCAGGUCAUUCCUGCCGGCUGUCUCAUCGAGGUACCUGUUAUUGGCAUCAACUUCGAUGACGAAGUUGUUGAGAACCCAGAGAAGUUCGACGCCUUCCGUUCGUAUCGCGCGCGGGAGAUGGAAGGACUGCAGGGUGCAGACAAGGCCAGCGCCGGCGCAAGCAACCAGUUUGUCUCCGUGAGUCCCUCCAAUCUUUUAUUUGGAUACGGCAGGCACGCCUGCCCGGGGCGAUUCUUCGCUGCGAACGAGAUCAAGAUGAUCGUAUCUAGAGCGAUCCUGGAUUAUGAUAUGAAGACGUCUGAUGGUUCAAGGGAGAGAUACCAGAACCUCUCUUUCGGGGGCCAGGACUUCCCCGACCCAUCCAAGGUGCUCCUGUUCAAGAGGGUUGACUAG